Messenger RNA from Ascoidea rubescens DSM 1968, 843 nucleotides. It is a transcript of the gene GPI8, whose product is annotated as GPI-anchor transamidase. The record is from RefSeq and is a predicted model, not a curated record. The annotation marks the transcript as partial. Gene Ontology annotation, biological process: protein localization to cell surface; attachment of GPI anchor to protein; proteolysis. NCBI's taxonomy places the organism in Eukaryota, Fungi, Ascomycota, Saccharomycetes, Ascoideales, Ascoideaceae. Gene Ontology annotation, cellular component: GPI-anchor transamidase complex. Gene Ontology annotation, molecular function: GPI-anchor transamidase activity. The transcript has a single exon.
CACACCAACAAUUGGGCUGUCUUGGUUGACACCUCAAGGUUUUGGUUCAACUAUCGCCAUAUCGCCAACACCUUGUCAAUGUACAGAACUGUCAAAAGAUUGGGUAUUCCUGACUCCCAGAUCAUUCUCAUGCUAGCUGAUGACAUCUCUUGCAACUCAAGAAACGCAUUUCCUGGCUCGGUCUUCAACAACGCUGCAAGACAAUUGGACCUAUAUGGCGACAACAUCCAGGUAGACUACAGAGGCUAUGAAGUCACUGUCGAAAACUUCAUACGUCUACUAACCGACAGAUGGGGCCCUGAGUAUCCCAGAUCAAAACGUCUACUAACCGAUGAGAACUCAAAUGUCUUUGUUUACAUGACUGGACAUGGUGGCGACGAGUUUUUAAAAUUCCAAGAUGCUGAAGAGAUCAGCUCCUAUGAUAUAGCCGACGCAUUUCAACAGAUGUUUCAAAAGAAAAGAUACAACGAAAUUCUAUUCAUGAUUGAUACCUGCCAGGCAAACACAAUGUACUCAAGAUUCUACUCUCCCAACAUUUUGGCUGUUGGUUCAUCUGAACUAGACGAAUCUUCCUAUUCUCACCAUUCCGAUGUAGAAAUCGGUGUCGCUGUUAUUGACAGAUUCACCUACUACAACUUGGACUUUCUAGAAAACAUUCAAAAGAACUCAACUGCAAACAUCACUCAACUAUUUGAAACCUACACUUUUGAAAACAUACAUUCCCACCCAGGCAUUAGAACAGACUUGUUCAACAGAAAUUUAUCCGAUGUCCUAAUAACUGACUUUUUCGGGUCGGUUCAAAAUGUUUUAAUUGAUCAAGUUGAAGAUGAUUUACUUUACCUA